Molecule: messenger RNA, 2201 nt
Organism: Platichthys flesus (European flounder)
Lineage: Eukaryota; Metazoa; Chordata; Actinopteri; Pleuronectiformes; Pleuronectidae
Gene: sepsecs
Product: Sep (O-phosphoserine) tRNA:Sec (selenocysteine) tRNA synthase
Exons: 12
Coding region: 97-1554 (485 amino acids)
Biological process (GO): conversion of seryl-tRNAsec to selenocys-tRNAsec; selenocysteine incorporation
Molecular function (GO): tRNA binding; O-phosphoseryl-tRNA(Sec) selenium transferase activity
Source: RefSeq, a predicted model, not a curated record
GCGCGACGCAGGAGCCACUACUUCCGGACUGUUUCCGCCGCUGCGGACUGUCGCUCAGCUCGUGCACAGAAACACGAGGCGUGGAAGGUGUACGCGAUGAACACCGAGAACUUCACCCUGAGCGAGAAGAUCGUGUCGGCCUCCUACGUUCGACAGGGCUCUCAGGCGCGACGCGGCCACGAGCAGCUCAUCAGACUCUUGCUGGAGCAGGGCAAGUGUCCGGAGGAGGGAUGGAGCGAGAGCACCGUAGAGCUCUUCCUGAACGAGCUGGCUGUGAUGGACAGCAACAACUUCCUGGGCAACUGUGGAGUGGGGGAGAGGGAAGGCCGGGUGGCGUCCAGCCUUGUGGGGAGACGACAUUACAGGUUGAUCCAUGGCAUCGGUCGGUCGGGUGACAUCGCCGCCAUUCAGCCCAAAGCGGCAGGAUCCAGUCUGCUGAACAAGCUGACCAACUCAGUCGUGUUGGACAUCUUAAAGCUCACAGGUGUGCGCAGUGUGGCAAGCUGCUUUGUCGUCCCGAUGGCAACAGGCAUGAGCUUGACCCUGUGCUUCCUGACCCUUCGUCAUCGGAGGCCCAAGGCUCGCUACAUCAUUUGGCCUCGCAUCGACCAGAAGUCCUGCUUCAAAGCCAUGAUCACAGCAGGUUUUGAACCGGUGGUGGUGGAGAACGUGCUUGAAGGCGACGAGUUGCGCACCGACCUGGAAGCAGUCGAGCGGAAGGUGGAGGAGCUUGGCGCCGACAACAUCCUGUGUGUCCAUUCGACAACGUCCUGCUUCGCCCCGCGAGUCCCCGACAGGCUGGAGGAGCUGGCCACGAUAUGUGCCAAAUACAACAUCCCCCACAUAGUUAACAAUGCGUAUGGCGUGCAGUCGUCCAAAUGCAUGCACCUUAUACAACAGGGGGCUCGUGUUGGGAGAAUCGAUGCCUUUGUACAGAGCUUGGACAAGAACUUCAUGGUACCAGUAGGUGGCGCCAUAAUAGCAGGGUUCGAUGAGUCCUUUGUACAGGAGAUAAGUCAGAUGUACCCAGGUCGAGCCUCGGCCUCGCCCUCCCUUGACGUCCUCAUCACCCUUCUGACUCUGGGAGCCAGCGGCUACAAGAAACUCCUGUCAGAAAGAAAGGAGAUUUAUUUGCUCCUGGCCCAGGAGCUGAAGAGUAUGGCCUCUGCACACGGGGAGAGAUUGCUUCACACACCACAUAACCCCAUUUCACUGGCCAUGUCUUUGGAUGGUCUCCAGGCCGACAGCGACAAAGCAGUGACUCAGCUGGGCUCCAUGUUGUUCACCCGGCAAGUGUCCGGGGCCAGGGUAAUACCGCUGGGCAAGGAGCAGACCAUAAGCGGCCACACGUUCCACGGCUUCAUGUCGCACUCGGACUCGUACCCCUGCCCCUACCUCAACGCUGCCUCUGCUGUGGGCAUCACCCGAGAAGAUGUGACGCUGUGCAUCAAGCGGCUCGACAAGUGCCUGAAGACCCUGAGGAAAGAGUCCAAUGUGGCCAAGAGCAGCUCCGUGGCGCCCCCAUCCCGCUGUGACGACACACCGGGAGAAUGACGAAAACGACAACAUUUCCAGACGUACACAAAAGCCAUUUUUAGUCAUGAUGGAGUAUUGGGCCCUGCCUUUCACACAUUAACUACUCAGCAGGACAUUCUCAGACGUGUCCACAACAGCAAAGGAAUCUCGGGAUCGUCAGGCGAGUUGUGACGCAGCAGGCAGAGGCAGGAUGAAACAAUUAUCUAUCAAUUCUACUGCAGACAUCGCUUGUUUUUGUUUAUAGCACAUCUAAAGCUCUUUUGACAUGCUGGCUGCAGAAAGCCCGGAGCCUCUCAUUGCACGUCUGGAAGCGUCUUGAGGGCUUUUUGCUUAGUGUGAGCCUCUUGUGCCUGCGCUAACUGUGCAUGGUGAGACACUGUAAGAAGGUCAAAGAUAUGAGCUCAGCAGCGAUGAGACUGUGCAGGUGUUGUUAAAAAAAAAAAAAACACAAGCUGUUGUCGCUGAAUAAUUCCUGUUCUGUGGAGGUGGACUAGUCAGCUGUUGUAAGGACAUGAUCUGCAUCCAAAUGCUUGACUCAAAAGCAGGGUCAUGCCACCGAUCUAAAAUUAGAACUAAACGUCUGCAAAGAUGUCAAAACAACUCUAAAACUGUUUGUCAAUCAUAUUAUAUUGAAUAUAAUAUUCAAUAAACCAUUUUGAACUGUG